AUGAUGGAGAGGAUACGCACUCAAACAUUGCCCCUCGAGUUGGCAUGCAUGAUAUUCGAUCAUCUACACGACGACUGGGCAACACUGUUGACUGUUGGUGCCGUCUGCCGAGGAUGGCAUCAUCUCGUGGAGCAGUAUCUUCCUCACGGGCGCGGCAUGGGCAUCGAGCUGCGCGUGCAGAGAGAGGUCGCACGUCUCUCAAGCCUUGCGCGAAACCGCAUCUUAGGAGCGCGGGAGGUGCAUAUCCAAGGAGAUGCUACCCAUUCUGGAUCGCUGGCGCAUCUCGGGACCUUUGCUGCCAUGCUCUCCGGCUAUCUGCAUCGACUCGAAGUCCUUCACAUCUCUAAUGGUGUGUUGAAGACCCGACACAUAGACGCACCAAGGCUUUUCUCAUGCUUAUCCACGUUCACAACAAUCCGUGGUCUGCACCUCGUCGAUGUCACACUUCCAUCGACCACAAUGUUUGCCAAUGUGGUAUCUGCCCUAACGCACCUGCGAUACGUUACUUGCUACGGUGUCUCAGUGGACAAACAGGAUAAUCACGCCGCAUUGCCCAAUCCUACGCCUCCGUCAGAAGGGCGUGCUGGAGAAAAACCGUAUCCACGUCGGGAACUUCGUUUGGAUUGCCGAACCGACAUGGAGGCCGCUCUGUCGUCUUUAGCAGCUGCAGGAUUUACCCCUGAAGUUCAUAAGAUCACCGUCGAUCUGAAAGGAUCGCCGGCACGACUCGAGGCUUUUACCACGGAGCUCCACAGACUUCAUCAACUCGGUCACUUGUGCCUAACGGACAACUUAUGGAAGGUGGAGGAUGAACGGAAGUUGUUUCAGGGUCUAUUCACAUCGGCAGUCGUCCGACUAGACCUCAUCCAUGUUACACUCCCAUCGCCCACGUUUCUCGCUGGCGUACUGUGCGCUCUAGUCCAAUUGCACACCGUUACCUUCCGCGACGUUCGUUUCGCGUCGACAACUUCACAGCAAAACAGCCACGAAUCCCGCUCAUCAUCUCCGAGUCGCCAGGGCAAGCUGGAGAAUUUGUUUAGGGUGCUGGAUCUGCACGUCGCCUCUGGUACUGGCCCAGGAGGCUUCGCACCAGCCAAUCUUCCGCUGCCAGAUUGUUGUAACGUCCGCUUGGUUGGAUCGUUGCCAGUCCAUCGCCUUGAGACACUCGCCGAGAUGCUCUCCAAAUACGCAGGUAGACAUGGCAGCUCGCGCAUAUCCGAUGCUGUAUGGGGAGCUGGACGAGUCACGCCGAUUGGAGGAGAGUUGAACCCAAUGACAGUGGACAGCCUGAGAUGGGUGUCAUUGAUGCCUGCAAUGGGAGCAAUCCGCAAUCUCCACCUCCACAACGUCGAGCUACCAUCGAGCGGGAUGUUCGUCCGGAUCAUCCGAAAUCUACCUCAACUGUGUGCCGUCAGUUCUGGCAGCAUCUCGGUGGUGAGUAAACAAUGUUACCAUGUGCCGCCUGUAGCCUCAGAACGUGCGUUGGACCGGGUAUCACCAGUCGGCCGCCACCCUACUCAGGCAUGGUUCCUCGAUCUGGAUUGCCUUGACAUGUAUGACAUCUUAGCGUGUGUCACGACAACGCCAAGUUGGAGAUUUAGGCAGCAACUCGUCUCCUUUGGACUCGGUAUCCACGCUGCUCCCGUCUCCGGUUUUGGUGGCUUCCGAUAUCGGGACUACGCGAGGUUUGGAGUGAACCUAGAGUCGAUAACUCAUCUAGGGUUCGUGAUCUACGACGACUUGCCCCUUGACCAACUAGCGGCGUACCUCUUCCUGGCGGUGUAUCACAGUAAACGGCUUCGCCGCCUGACCAUCAGGGUUGCUCCUUGUGUUGACACGGCGUCCGACUUCACAGUCAUGUACGGCAUUCUCUACUCCGUGGCUCAUGACGCCACCGGGAGUGCUGUGUUUCCCUUCUACAGUGAAUUCGCACCUGAGAGGCAUGACCGGACCGGGUGGAAUACUCGAGAGUCGGGGUGCUCGUGGACCUUGGAUGUAUCGGUAUCGAAGGCGGACGACAUGGCAUCAUCGGAAGAAGGAGGGGGCCUUGAAGAAGUACUGGACAUCGUCUUCCACAACCCUGAACCCGAAACGUCACUCUGGAGCGAGCCCCGAGAAUCCACGUCUACGUUCAGGAUACCGACUUGGGUGGCGCUCGUGCCAGGGUUUUCGAUGGAUGCAUGGAUGGAGCGAGCCCGUCGGCGGCCGAUUUUUUCCUUCAACCCGUAUCACUACUCUACAAAUUGCCAUCCGAAGUCGUAG
Molecule: messenger RNA, 2262 nt
Organism: Fomitopsis serialis
Lineage: Eukaryota; Fungi; Basidiomycota; Agaricomycetes; Polyporales; Fomitopsidaceae
Exons: 3
Coding region: 1-2262 (753 amino acids)
Molecular function (GO): protein binding
Source: RefSeq, a predicted model, not a curated record